GGCGGUGGCUGGCAGAGACUGACCCGGAGGGGCGGGGGCGGCGUGGAGGAGGCAGAGGCCGGCGGUCAGCUCCGCUCCAGCUCGGCUGCCAUGUCCCGCCAGGCGAAGGACGACUUUCUGCGGCACUACACCGUCUCCGAUCCCCGGACCCACCCCAAAGGCUACACCGAAUAUAAAGUGACCGCGCAGGAGGAGCCAGGGAAGAUUAUGGGGAGGACGGCAGCAGGCUGCUGGGAUCCUCUCCGGCUGAACCAGGAGAGCCGGUUCGAGGCCUCAGUGAUUGAGGAGCGGCGGAAGGGGGCCGAGGACCUGCUUCGCUUCACGGUGCACAUCCCUGCACUCAACAACAGCCCCCAGCUCAAGGAGUUCUUCCGGGGUGGGGAGGUAACCCGGCCCUCUGACAUGUCCAGGGACCUACACAUCCUGCCACCCCCUCUGAUCCCCACACCGCCCCCUGAGGAACCCUGGUUGCCCCAGCCGCUCCCUGCAGAGAGGAGAGGCCUUGAGGAACUGGAGGUGCCAGCGGAUCCCCCACCAUCCAGCCCUGCCCAGGAGGCCCUGGAUCUCCUCUUUAACUGUGGGAGCACCGAGGAGGCAUCCGGUUCCCCUGCCCGAGGCCCCCUCACAGAGGCUGAGCUUGCCCUCUUCGACCCCUUCUCCAGGGAAGAAGGUGCGGGCCCCAGUCCAACCCACCUGGGUGAGCUGGCAGCAAUGGAGGCGGAGUCUGAAAGGCUGGACCAGGAGCCCUGGGAGCCUGGAGGGCAGGAGGAGGAAGAGGAGGAGGAAGAACGGCCCGUCCCUGCAUAUCUGAGCCAAGCCACAGAGCUCAUCACCCAGGCUCUGCGGGAUGAGAAGGCAGGUGCCUACCCUGCAGCCCUGCAGGGCUAUCGGGACGGCGUGCACAUCCUGCUACAGGGGGUUCCCGGUGACCCAUCACCUGCCCGCCGGGAGGGUGUGAAGAAGAAGGCAGCUGAAUAUCUAAAGCGGGCAGAAGAAAUUUUGCACCUGCAUCUGUCCCAACUCCCCCCGUGAGAGGACAUGAACCCCUACCCAGGACUAGCUCCAGCACUGCCAGCUACUCCCUUUUACUGUCCCUGGGGCCUGGCCCUGCAUCCUGGUCUUGUAACUCUAGGGGUGAUUUCUGUAUGUAACUGGACCAAGAAUGAGACAAAUAAUGAAUUUGAAGCUCCUUGACCACAUCUGCCACCUUGGAAUCAGGGACUCCUACUUGUGAUCCUAUCUUGUGUGAGCAGCAUCUCUGGUCCUAAACUAGCUGUUUACCCAUCUAGAACAGGGUUCUGCAAACUACGGCCAGCAGCCACAUUUUGCCUAAGUGCCUUUUUCUG
Messenger RNA from Puma concolor (puma), 1346 nucleotides. The record is from RefSeq and is a predicted model, not a curated record. Lineage: Eukaryota; Metazoa; Chordata; Mammalia; Carnivora; Felidae.